Molecule: messenger RNA, 2483 nt
Organism: Vigna unguiculata (cowpea)
Lineage: Eukaryota; Viridiplantae; Streptophyta; Magnoliopsida; Fabales; Fabaceae
Source: RefSeq, a predicted model, not a curated record
GGAUAGGGAUAAAAUGUUAGUAAAAAAAUGAAUUUUUAUUUGUAAAAAAAAAAAUAAAGAUUGAAAGAUAAUGAAAGAUUGACUAAGAUUACAACGAGCUUAUUGAGAAAAAAAAAAAUAAAUUACAAAAGUAAAAGGUAGUACACUAUGUUUUAUCGUUUAAACUAUUUAAAAUAUAUAAUAACACAACCAAUUCAUAAAAGAAUCCCCUUUCGUUUCGGGAAUAUGGGAAUGCAUUUUCCUAUCACUACGAAAAAAUAUCCACCCAAUGAGACGGUAAUUCUGUUUUAUUCCUUCCUUUGUAUACAUGAGCAAAUUGCUGUCAAAAGAUAAGUUAAAAACGAAAUGAUUCUUGUUUCAUUGAAAAUGAAAUCUGUAUCUCAAAAUCGAUUUUUUUUUUUGUUAUUUUCAAUAUUGAUGACGCAUGCAGAGUGAAUGUAAAAUGCGUUAGUUAAUUUGGAAUAAGGGGUGUUGGUAACAUGCAAGAACUUAGAAAGGAUUCUGCACCUGCGAUUAAUGGAGAAAUGGGUGGCUCCAAGUUUUUUCGUUGGAAUACAAAUGCAAUGACUCUAACAUUUCCCCCUCAAACCUUUUCUCUUCCGUCUCCAAUCCCUCAAUGGCCUCAAGGACAAGGUUUUGCUUCUGGUGUUAUAAAUCUUGGUGAAAUACAAGUUUCCCAGGUGACUAGGUUUGCGAUUAUUUGGAGUAGCAGUGCUACGACAGACACUAAAAAUGCUGUGACAUUCUAUAGGCCUGUAGGAGUACCUGAUAGGUUUCAUAUUCUUGGUCACUAUUGUCAAUCCGAUGAAAAGCCUUUAAGGGGUUUUGUACUUGUUGCAAAGGGAGUUAAAAUUGCUGAUAUUCAUAAUCAAGAUAAGUUACCUCCGAUGAAAUUUCCCCUUGAUUUUAGUUUGGUUUGGGGUGAAAAUCGAAGAAGUUUGGAAACUUUAGGUGUAUACUUUUGGGUACCUGAACCUCCUGAAGGCUACAAAGCCCUUGGAUGUUUGGUUACUACCAAACCUGUGAAGCCUUUUUUGGAUGAAAUGUGCUGUGUUCGUUCUGAUCUCACCCAUGAAUGUGAACCUUAUCGCCAAAUACUCACUGCUGGCUCAAAAAUUCCGGAGUUUUCAUUUCAGGUAUGGAGUUUGAGACCUCGAGAUCGUGGCAUACUAGGGAAAGGAGUUUCUGUUGGGACUUUUUUCUGCAGCAAUGGGUGGUCCACCAUGAGAGAAGAUGUAACUGUAGUAUGCUUGAAGAAUUUGAAUCCUGAAAUGCAAGCAAUGCCAAAUUUGCAACAAAUACAUGCACUUAUUAAGCAUUAUGGCCCUACUCUUUUCUUUCAUCCUCAUGAAACUUACUUGCCAUCUUCUGUGGAAUGGUUUUUCAACAAUGGAGCACUUUUGUACACAAAGGGUGUAUCUGCAGGAGAGAAAAUUGAUGCAAAUGGAUCAAAUCUACCAGGUGGGGGAACAAAUGAUGGCCAAUAUUGGAUAGAUUUGCCAAGAGAUGAUAAAAGAGAGCUUGUGAAACGUGGGGACUUGAAAAGUGCAAAGCUUUAUGUUCAUGUGAAGCCUGUUUUUGGAGGAACUUUCACUGACAUUGCAAUGUGGGUGUUUUGCCCUUUCAAUGGACCAGCCACUCUGAAAAUUGGAAUCAAGGAUAUUCCUUUGAGCAAGAUUGGAGAACAUGUUGGUGAUUGGGAGCAUUUCACACUUCGCAUAAGCAACUUCAGUGGAGAACUCUACAGUAUAUACUUCUCACAGCACAGUGGUGGUGAAUGGGUGGAUGCAUGUGACUUGGAAUAUGUUGAAGGUAAUAAAGCUAUUGUUUACUCAUCAAAAAGUGGACAUGCAAGUUACCCUCAUGCUGGAACCUGCAUCCAAGGUUCUGCAAAACUUGGAAUUGGUAUUAGGAAUGAUGCUGCUCGCAGUAAUCUGUAUGUGGAUUCUAGUAUUCACUAUGAGCUUGUUGCAGCUGAGUAUCUUGAAAAUGAGAUCACUGAGCCUCAAUGGUUGCAAUUUAUGAGAGAAUGGGGCCCCAAAAUUGUUUAUGAUUCAAAAACUGAGCUGGAUAAGGUAAUCAAUGCUCUUCCUCGCUUGCUCAAAUAUUCUGUGAAGGGCUUAUUUAACAAGUUCCCAGUGGAGCUUUAUGGUGAGGAAGGUCCCACUGGGCCAAAAGAGAAAAAUAAUUGGUUACAGGAUGAAAGAUGGUGAUUCUGUGGUGUUCAAAUCACAGUUUGGUGAGUAAAAAUUUUGGAGUGUUUUUGUUGCAAUUGAAUUUGAAUGUACAUAUAGAUAGAUUCAUAGAUAGAUAGAAUUAUGCAGUAAGUUUUAGGUUUGGGAGGUGCUUUGUCUCUUGCAUGUUUGGCUAAUGAUUUUUGCAUCACUUGUAAUAAUAUAUGCAUAAAUUUCGCAGUUGGAUUGAUUUCCUCUCAGUUAUUCUGCAAUAUCUUUAUUGUUGUACAAUGCUUCUUCCGUAACAAA